AUGUAUACAUUACCAUCAUCACUACCAUUAGAUGCAAGAGGCAAACGGGUUAUCGUCGAAAACGUUGAUCGGAUUAGCAACCUCCCUGAUGAUGUGUUGCUCACGAUCCUAACAAGUUUGUUCACAGAAGAAGCUGUCAAGACAUGUAUACUAUCUAAGCGAUGGGAGGAUGUUUGGAAACAACUGCCUUUUCUCAAAUUUGAUAUGAAAUAUACUCUCAACUACGACCUGACUUGUCUGGCAACUCGUUCUAAUAUUGUUGCUGAACUGAUUACUAAGGUUAUAAACAAUCACAAUGGCCAUCUACUAUGCUGCACAAUCCACCAUUUCUCAUACCAAUCUAGGAAUGGUAUGCUCGAAAGUUGGAUUCAAUCAGUGGUUCAUGUGAAACACACCAGAACACUCGUACUUUAUAACCUUCUUGGUCAUCGUAAGAGAGCCAGAGUGAUCAAAUUUUCUCCAAACAUAUUCUCACAUCCAACCCUCGAAACACUUUACCUAAAUCGAUACGAUUUAGAAACUGCGCAUGGCUUCAACGGCUGUCAUAAUUUAUUGGUUCUCAAGCUUGAAAAAAUAUGCGUCGAGGUUGGUGUGUUGAACACAAUUAUUGCAUCGUGCCCUUCCCUCAAAGUGCUGGUACUAGAAAUCUCGUGGUACCACCAUAUUGGUUGUUUAAAGAUUCAUAACAACAAUUUAAACCUCUUGCAUCUGGCUUGCACUUAUAUUAAUCGCAUUGAAGUGUCCGCAGCUCUUCUUGAUAUCUUUUCCAUUGGUUGUUUUAUCCCGAAAGAUAACUUCGUUCUCACUGCUCCUAGACUACUCCAGUGUAGCAAAAACUAUUGGGUUGGAAACGGAAAUAUACCUGACAUGAGCUACAAUAUUUCACAUAAUGCUCCGGAGAAAGAAAACAUGGGAUAUGUAUACGUGGUGAUUGAACAUACUAACUAUUUGCUGCGGUUUAUAUCUUUGGCUGUGAGUGUGGAUUUAAUGAAUCCAAAAGAAGUUUACAUGCUACAACAAGUCUUUGUUGCGUGGGAUGGAGAAAUAAGAGAUCUUGAGAUCUUCUUUAAGCAUGGCAAUGUUCCUAAGGAAGAAGGUGAAUCGUCUAUUGGCGGAGAACAAAAGAAGAUGUGGCAGAAAGAAAAUUCGUUUUUUGAUCCUGAUUUCCGCAUGAAAGUUGUGAAAAUGUAUAACUUCAGUGGUUCAAACAAGGAAGAAUUGGCGUUCGCUUCACUUUUGGUGACAAAAGGGAGGGUAACGAAGAAGUUGAUGAUUGAGACGUCGUCGCUUCCUGCAAAAAAGAAGUUGGAGUUAGAAGCAACGGUGGCCAAACUAAAGCAACUUCCAAAAGGUAUCAAGAGGCUUAGUAUUGAGUGUUUUUGA
Molecule: messenger RNA, 1383 nt
Organism: Arabis nemorensis
Lineage: Eukaryota; Viridiplantae; Streptophyta; Magnoliopsida; Brassicales; Brassicaceae
Source: the annotation of a GenBank genome assembly